Laccaria bicolor S238N-H82 is the source of this 672-nucleotide messenger RNA. RefSeq lists its product as uncharacterized. The record is from RefSeq and is a predicted model, not a curated record. The transcript has 4 exons. Gene Ontology annotation, cellular component: nucleus. Bases 1 to 672 code for a protein of 223 amino acids. NCBI's taxonomy places the organism in Eukaryota, Fungi, Basidiomycota, Agaricomycetes, Agaricales, Hydnangiaceae.
AUGAUAACUCGAGCGCUCCCGGCAACCCUUGAAAUGUGCAGAGUUCUGACAUCUCAGGGUACGGUAGUGCUUAAUCUCGUUGUGAGAACAUCCGGAACGGAGAUAAGGGACAAGAAAUCGCUCGAGCAUCCGAAGGUUAUGGAUACUCAUAGAAAUGAACUCCUCCCAGUUCUAUGUAUUUGGUGUCUUUCCCCGUCGACGUCGUGUCCACUCCACAACAAAAACCUCAUCCUUUCCGGAGCCCGAUCAACAGGUGGUACUCUCCACGUUGAAUCACCUAGCGCAGCUCAACAUAGAUACUUUGCAGGGAGGCUCGACACCGCUGAAUCUAGUUGUGCUCCACUGAAAGGGCCGUCGUCUCCUCAGCUCGACUCUUUCAUACCCAGGAUGCAGUCUAUGGAGAUAGAGCCAGUACCACGACCAGUCGUAGCGUCACCAGGACAGAUCGCCGCUUCAACAAAGCGCAGGACAAACACCACUAGUACUCCAUUUGCCUGCAGCGUGUGUUCAAGCAACUUCACGAAAAAGCACAACCUGCAGAAUCACAUGAAUUCCCAUUACGGGGUAAAAAAUCAUCGUUGCGAGGGAGGCUGCGAGGCCACGUUCUCCACCAAAUCUUCCUUACACCGCCAUCUCAAAAAAACUUGCAAAGCCAAGAACACCAUCCUGUAA